Messenger RNA from Neofelis nebulosa (Clouded leopard), 1293 nucleotides. RefSeq names its product SRY-box transcription factor 15 (gene SOX15). Bases 397 to 1098 code for a protein of 233 amino acids. Gene Ontology annotation, molecular function: RNA polymerase II cis-regulatory region sequence-specific DNA binding; DNA-binding transcription factor activity, RNA polymerase II-specific. The transcript has 2 exons. Lineage: Eukaryota; Metazoa; Chordata; Mammalia; Carnivora; Felidae. Gene Ontology annotation, biological process: cell differentiation; anatomical structure morphogenesis; negative regulation of transcription by RNA polymerase II. The record is from RefSeq and is a predicted model, not a curated record.
CCAGGUGAGAGGGGCUGCGGCGAUCCCGCCGCGGGACUCCAGGACUCCAGGACUCCAGGGACCGGGAGCGCGACCGCGGGGCAGCGGGCUGGGUCCGGGACCCCGCGGCUUCAAGGGCCGGAGAGGGCAUCCCCUCCCCUGCGGGUACGGGGCAGCGGAUUUAGCGCCUGGCUCUCCAGAGGGUGCCUGAUUGGUUGGGAGCAGGCGCUCCAUUCUAAAGACUCUGAACUUGGGGACGACGUAUACUUCUUAAGGCCGUGAGUUUCUCUGGGACGACUCCAGACUAGGGAGACCCUUCCAUCAUCAGGACACCGGUCCUGGGCAUCAGCGUUUCACUUUGGAGGGGAGGGCGUGUAGGACGCCUUCUAAAGCCUUCCCUGCACCCCACCGGUCCCCAUGGCGCUUCCCGGCUCUUCACACGACCAGGCCUGGGGCUUGGAGCCGCCCGCUCCCGCUGCUCCUACCAACUCGUCCUCGGGCUGCCAGGAGCGGGAAGGCGCCGGCAGCCCGGUGGUGUCCGGGGGGCUUCCCCUGGAGAAGGUGAAGCGACCCAUGAACGCGUUCAUGGUGUGGAGCUCCGCGCAGCGCCGCCAGAUGGCGCAGCAGAACCCAAAGAUGCACAACUCGGAGAUCUCCAAGCGCCUGGGCGCGCAGUGGAAGCUGCUGGGCGAGGACGAGAAGCGGCCCUUCGUGGAAGAGGCCAAGCGGCUCCGGGCGCGGCACCUGCGCGACUACCCCGACUACAAGUACCGGCCUCGGCGCAAGACCAAGAGCGCGGCCGCCGGGCCGCCCCACUUCGGCCAGGGAGGCGGCGGCGUGGCUGGCGGCGGGCCGGUCUGGGGUCCCGGGUACGCGACCACGCAGGGGAGCAGAGGCUUUGGGUACCAGCCGCCCAACUACUCGACAGCUUACCUGCCUGCCGGUUACGGCUCUUCCCACUGCAAACCAGAGGCCUCGUCGCCGUGCUCCCUCCCUCAGAGUAACCCGAGGCUCCAGGGUGAGCUGCUCCCCCACUACAGCCCCUACCUACCCCCAGGCUCCCCCACUGCGUACAACCCUCCCCUGUCAGGGACCCCCAUGCCCCUGACCCACCUCUAACUCUCAUGAACAUGGACUUCCCAGGAACGGCUUUACUCUCCUUUCUACCCAGAAUCUCCCACCCCAGGCUGCAAACCCUUCUUUAGAACCCUGUUGGCCCACAGUUCAGAAGCCUGUGCUGCGGUUCCCUUACCCUGCCCCCAAAAUACAACACAUGGUUUUUUUUUUAGGACGAACACAGUUUUUAUGAUUAAA